UUACUGUUAUCAGAAUUAUUGAGGAUAAGAAUCUUUUGCUUUUGUGUAUACAUUCCUUGGUGUGGGAACAGUUCUUUCAAUUUUUGACUUUUCUUUUGCUGGGUUUUUUCUUCUGCAUUUGGCAUAUAUACAUAUUGUUACUGUAAAAAGAAAACCCAUUUUAUUAUCUGCAUCUUUCUCUGUGUGUCUGUGCCUCUGUGUGUGUUUUUAUUAGUUUAUACCUCAUGGCUUCUUGGAACUCAGUUUUUCUUUCAUGGCUUAAGAAUUUCAGUAAUAUUUUCAAGGAUUUAUCAAGCAUGAGGGUGGAGAAUCCUGCAAAUGCUAGUCAUUGUUUGUCAUCCUCUGACCUUCUUCCAUUGAUAGAACAAGGGAAUAAAGAGUAUAAAAUGGAUGAAGUCCAGCUUGGUUCACAUACUAUAAGGUCCCAUGGUUUCGCCAUUGCAAGGACACACAUGCAUGAUUGGCUUAUUCUUGUAUUGCUUGUGGUGAUAUGGGUUGUCAUCCUUAUCAUUCAUCCAUUUUAUCGCUUUGUUGGGAAGGAUAUGAUGGAUGAUCUAAGAUACCCCUUACAAAGUAAUACGGUUCCUGUUUGGGCUGUGCCGAUGUAUGCCGUUCUGUUGCCCAUGCUGAUUUUUAUCUUUGUGUACAUUCGUAGAAGGGAUGUUUAUGAUCUUCAUCAUGCUGUUCUAGGCCUCUUGUUCUCUGUUCUAGUGACGGCUGUUAUCACUGAUUCGAUAAAAAAUGCAGUUGGAAGACCUCGGCCAGACUUCUUUUGGCGCUGUUUCCCAGAUGGAAAGGAUGUUUAUGAUAAAUGGGGAAAUGUCAUCUGUCAUGGUGAUAAGAGUGUCAUUAGGGAAGGGCAUAAAAGCUUUCCAAGUGGGCAUACCUCUUGGUCCUUUGCCGGGUUGGGUUUUCUUUCACUUUACUUGUCCGGAAAGAUCAAAGCAUUUGACCGUAGAGGACAUGUUGCAAAACUAUGUAUCGUUUUUCUCCCUUUGUUGGUUGCAUCACUUGUGGGCAUUUCUCGAGUGGAUGACUAUUGGCACCACUGGCAAGAUGUCUUUGCUGGGGGUCUCCUAGGGCUCGUAGUGGCUACAUUUUGCUACUUGCAGUUCUACCCGCCACCAUACGAUGCAAAUGGUUCAGGGACUUAUGCUUAUUUCCGAGUAAUCGAGGAGUCGACUGCAAAUACAACAAACACAAUCAAUGCCGCGAAUCUUCCAAAUGCAAUGACCGGAGAGAUUCAGAUUGCGAACCAACAAGAACCAACCGAUAAUGGAUUUAUGGGAAUGCAUUUAGCACGCAAUUCUAAUUCAGUGUUGGAAGAUGUGGAAUCGGGGAAGAGUUAACUAGGUGAGUUUCAUGUUCCAAAUUCGUAUGUAAAUGAGGAAUACGUUGUAUAUACGUGCAUCGUCUCUUAGUUAUGGAUUCUAUUGCUAUAUUAUUAUUGUAUAGCCAAUAAUAACACUACUAUUAAGUAGCACAGCUUUUCCUUCUGUUUCUCCUAUUGGCUUAGAUGUGAGGAGUGAAAAAAAUGAAAAUAAAAAAAUCCAUGCCAUGACUAGUGUUUUGCUAUGUUAUCAAAUUCGAGGUGAGUGAAGAAUACGGAUAUGUUCAAUACGGGUAUCUUCAAUUAUUUCAAAGCAUUUUUCAUAUA
Messenger RNA from Gossypium raimondii (Peruvian cotton), 1657 nucleotides. RefSeq names its product putative lipid phosphate phosphatase 3, chloroplastic. Gene Ontology annotation, molecular function: phosphatidate phosphatase activity. Lineage: Eukaryota; Viridiplantae; Streptophyta; Magnoliopsida; Malvales; Malvaceae. The coding region runs from base 225 to 1349 and encodes 374 amino acids. The transcript is spliced from 9 exons. Gene Ontology annotation, biological process: phospholipid metabolic process. The record is from RefSeq and is a predicted model, not a curated record.